AUGACUGACUCUGAAGAAUUCACUUUAUCAACAGAGAUAGGUAAGUUCAAAGGUUUGAAGUAUUUUAAUACAAGUACCGGAGAACCACAGAAUUUUAGAUACGCCUCUAUUCCGUAUUCCGAGAACUUCGAUGGUGAAAAUAGAUGGAAGAAACCAAUUCCCUUGUCGCGCGAUUUUGACUAUACUGGUGACUAUACCGAGUUGAGAUCACCGGCACCACAACCAAUUGUGUCUAAUGAAACCUUACGGAAGUUGAUGCCCCAAGGGAAAGGACAUGAGAAUAUUAAUCAUUUGACUAUUUGGGUACCUAGUAGUGAAAAUAAAGCACCAGAUGGAGGAUUCCCUGUCUUGAUAUACAUUCAUGGUGGUUGGUUGCAAUAUGGAAAUCCUUCUAGGUUUGAGAAUCCAAGACUAAUUCAACAGCCAGCUUCUGACUUAGGUAAGUACAUAAUUGUUACCCCCGGCUAUAGAUUAAACGUUCUAGGAUUUUUGAGCAGUACUGAAUUGUCAAGCUUGAGCUCAGAGGGAAACUCUAAUUUAGGGUUUUGGGAUCAAAGAGUAGCCAUCGAAUGGGUAUACGACAACAUCAAGCACUUCGGUGGAAACCCUGAGAAGAUUACUGUAGGAGGCUUAAGUGCUGGCUCGUAUUCCACCUUUUUCCAAUUGGCUUAUGAAUUGUACAACAGUUCAAGUGCUAGACAAAUUAUUAAGCAAGUGGUGCAUUUUUCGAACGCAUUCUUAGUUCAACCAAAGCUGAUCCAUGAAGUUGAUGACCAAUACGAAGAAUUAAUAACUAAGUUGGAAAUUCCAAAAUCCUUGACUGCUGCUGAAAAAUUUCAAAGGUUACAAGCAAUUGACGUUGAGAAGCUUAUGGAAGUUUUACCUAAAAUGAAGUAUCAUACAUUUAGAGCUGUAUCUGACAACAAAUUUGUAAGUAGUACUAUUUUAGCAGAUUUGACAAGUGGUAAGUUCACCUCUUUGUUGCUUUCAGUGAAGCCAUCAAUCAGAAUUGUAAUUGGUGAAGUAGAAAAUGAACCUUGGUUGUAUUCCGUCUUGGAUACACCAAAGGAUCAAAUAGAGCUCGAAUACCAAGUAGAGAAUUAUUAUCCUAGGAAGUCAGUUAGAGAUUUGAUUGAUCUCUAUCCUCAAGUCGAUCCAAGAUUACUGGAAUCAGAAAAGCACCUUCAGUACAAAGAACUAUUUGGAAGAAUCAUUGGUGAGGGACAGGUUUAUAAUUCGUCAAGAGGUUACAUAAAGAAUUUGAUUGACCACGGGUUCCCCGCAGCCAACCUCUUCAGAUUUAGAGUUGCUUUCAGAUCAAAAUACUAUGAUGACGUUAUAGAUCCUUCGCACGGUGUUGUUCAUGGUAUGGACCAAGGAAUAUGGUUCAUGAAUCCUUUAGCUAAUGAUUCUGAAAGAGCUCUUAUUCGAGAAUUUAUUUCACCAUUUAAUGACUUAAUCACAUUGCAAGAGAAUAGUAAAAUUAACUGGGGUACUACAAAUGAGAAGGAAUAUAGAUUCUUCUCCAAAGAUGGUAAAAUUGGUACGGAAGAGGAUGAGUACUGGUCAUGGGGUGUAAAAGUUUCGAGCACCGUAUAUAAUUCCCUCUUAAAUUAG
Molecule: messenger RNA, 1617 nt
Organism: Dujonia railenensis
Lineage: Eukaryota; Fungi; Ascomycota; Pichiomycetes; Serinales; Debaryomycetaceae
Source: the annotation of a GenBank genome assembly